AUGUCGGCGAACGUCAUCUUGGGGUGCGUGAUGGCGCUGGUCAUCAUUCUCUUUACAAUUAGCUCUAUGGCCAGAUAUUAUAUUAAGUUCACACUGUUCAUCGUCAUGUCAUUAAUAUUCGCCGCAGCACCAAUGACACUUAUGUUGAUCAAGCCAUUCGACCCAAGAAAUGCAUUAAUACCAGCAUUCUUCUUAAGAUGUUUUGCGAGGAUACUGGGUCUACGAUGGAAGGUCAGAGGGCUGGAAAACGUGGACAAUAGUCGGGGAGCAGUUGUUCUAUUGAACCAUCAAAGCAGUUUGGAUCUUUACGCGUUAGCAAUAAUAUGGCCGCUCAUGUCUCGGUGUACGGUGGUAUCGAAGCGAUCACUGCAGUACCUCGUACCGUUUGGCACUGCGACUUGGCUGUGGGGCACCGUUUUCAUAGACAGAGGAGCGAAAAGUGCACGCGAUGCCCUCAACAAGCAAGUCGACGCUAUCAAGAACGAAAAGCGAAAACUCCUCCUGUUUCCCGAGGGGACGAGGCACUCUGGUGACAGACUGUUGCCGUUCCGCAAGGGUGCAUUCCACGUGGCAAUGGACGCGGGCGCGCCCAUACAACCCGUUGUUAUCUCAAAGUACCAUUACCUCGACGGGAAGCGACACAAAUUCGGCUCAGGCGAGUUCAUAGUAUCGUUCCUGCCAAUGAUUGAGACUGAAGGCCUGACGAAAGAUGACAUCGUGUCGCUAGUGGAGAAGACACAACUGAACAUGCAGGAAGAGUUCACAAAGAUCUCGAUGGAGACGUUAGAGCGACGCAACCGAAUCAAGGCUGAUUAG
Spodoptera littoralis (African cotton leafworm) is the source of this 816-nucleotide messenger RNA. The record is from the annotation of a GenBank genome assembly. Lineage: Eukaryota; Metazoa; Arthropoda; Insecta; Lepidoptera; Noctuidae.